AUGAACCAACUAAACCCCAUUCAACCAGAUGGUGGAGUGAGCAUUCACAUAAAUGCACAAUCAAAGAAAAAAAGCAGUCGGCACUGCUGUGACCCCUCUCAGCAUACGAUCUCCUUACCUUGGAUAGAAGAGAAGUUUUAUAAACGUGAUUGUGUUUCCAUCAUACCCUAUUCAAGAGAACCUCAUAGAUGUAUCCCUGGGUGUCAGAUUUGCCAACAACUUGUUCGGUGUUGUUGUGGUCGUUUGAUCAAAGAACAUAGUAGUAUUGCCGGAAAUGCUGACAUAAAUCUUUCAAAUGAUCAAACACCGUCAGCAGUGUGGACCGUGGAGGAGCACACAGUAAAAAGUCCUACAAAUGCAUUUGGUACCAUUGACUUUCAAGGUGGUUCACAUGGCUGUAAAGCCAAGUUUGUUAGAUUAUCGUGUGACAGUAGGAUUGAAGACAUUCUUCACCUCAUGGUUAAGGAAUGGAGAAUGCAACUUCCAAAACUGCUUAUUUCUGUACAUGGUGGUACACAGAAAUUUGACCUUCACCCUCGAAUUAAAGAUGCACUGUCCAAGGGGUUCAUAAAAGCUGCAGAGACCACAGGAGCUUGGAUAUUGACAGAAGGACUGAAUAAUGGUGUCGCUGAGCAUAUCGGACAUGCUUUGAAGGACCAAGCUUCCCAUAUGUGCCACAAGGUGUGCACCAUUGGAAUUACACCAUGGGGUUUAGUUGAUGGUAGAAAAGAUCUGACUGGAAGAAAUGUUGUAGCUCCAUAUCAGACAUUACUGAACCCCCUCAGCAAACUCCAUCUACUGAAUAGCCUUCACACCCAUUUCAUAUUGGUAGAUGAUGGAACAGUUGGACAACAUGGGGCAGACAUUCACAUACGAAAGGAAUUAGAAAACAGAAUUUCUCUACAGCAGAUCCAUUCAAGGACCGGAAAGCGAAUACCAGUUGUGGCUCUAAUACUCGAGGGGGGUCCCAACACUAUCUCUACAGUCUUUGAGUAUCUUCAGCAAACACCUCCGGUGCCAGUUGUCGUCUGUGAAGGCAGUGGCAGAGCAGCAGACCUCCUGGCAUAUGUUUAUACACAAACAGAGAAUCAAGGAAAUCUUUUGGAAAGUGUUCAGUCUGAGGUUGUAGCUACCAUUAAGAAAACAUUCAGCCUCAACCAGAAUGAAGCUAUCCAUAUGUUUCACACUUUAAUGGCUUGCAUGAAAACCAAGCACCUCAUAACUGUGUUCCAUGCUGGACCAGAAGAACAACAAGAUAUUGAUGUUGCAAUCCUUACAUCAUUGUUGAAAAGUACAAAUAUGUCUCCAUAUGAUCAACUUGUUCUGGCCUUGGCCUGGGACAGAGUAGAUAUUGCCAAAAACUAUAUUUUCAUACAUGGACAACAGUGGUUGACAGCACCAUUGGAACAAUUAAUGCUGGAUGCACUUGUAAUGAACAGAGUGGACUUUGUCCAACUUCUUAUAGAACAUGGUGUCAGUAUGCACUGGUUUCUAACAAUCUCCAGACUGGAAGAGCUUUACAAUGCAGCACAGAAUGCCAGUAAGGACACCAUACUACAUCUCAUCCAGGCUGUGAAGAAGGGUAAUGUAUCAACAGCAUACAAGAUCACUCUAAUGGAUGUAGGCCUAGUAAUUGAAUACCUUAUGGGUGGAACAUUUCGGAGCAAUUACACCAAAAAACGCUUCAGAGUGAUGUACAAGCUUUUAAACCAGAAUACUGGUCCAAAGAAUUCAAUCAGUUCCUCUACAAGUAAUGAAAUCUUUCACAGACCACAGGGAAGAGAAAGAACAAGGCACAAACACUUUCUUCAAACCGCUCAGCCCUACAAACCAAAGGAUGGUGUAUAUGAUAAAGAAAACCCACAAAAACAAUGGAAAGCUGGAAACCUCAAAAGUGAAGAGGAUAAUGGAAGGCCUUUUCAUUAUCCAUAUAAUGAUCUUCUGGUCUGGGCAGUGCUGAUGAAGAGACAGAAGAUGGCACUUUUCUUCUGGCAACGUGGAGAAGAAUCCAUGGCUAAAGCUCUGGUUGCGAGAUGUCUUUAUCGAGCAAUGUCCCAUGAGGCUCGACAGUGGGAUAUCUUUGACGACACUCCAGGAAAGCUAAAGGCCUAUUCCAAAGAAUUUGGAAACCUUGCAGAAGAACUCCUGGAUAAAGCCUACAAACAAAAUGAAAUAAUGGCAAUGAAGUUACUAACAUAUCAGUUGAGCAACUGGAGUCAAUCCACUUGCCUUAAACUUGCUGUUACUGGAAAACUUAGAACAAUUGUUUCCCAUGCAUGCACACAGAAGCUGCUGACAGAUAUGUGGAUGGGGAGACUAAACAUAAGGAAAAAUCUUUGGCUUAAGGUGAUUUUAGGUAUUUUUCUCCCUCCGAUAAUACCACUGUUGGGAUACAAAAGUAAGGCACAAAUGUCCCAUGUCCCAGUGUCUCAGGAUGCACAUGAAAUGAUUCUAAAUGAGGAUCUGGAGGUGAAUUUUUCUACAUUAUGACCACUCUACAUCACAAUACCAGGGUCAUCUUCAUUAACACCAAUGUUGACUAUUCAUAUAUUUCAGAGUAUUAAGAAUGAUGCCCAGUUGUUUGAUGGAUAUGGAGGAAAUGUUCAUGAUACUAGAAUUGAAGCAAAACCUCGUCGUCUUCCACUGACACAGAAAUAUUUUGCAUUUUACCAUGCACCAAUCGUGAAGUUCUGGUUUAACACGAUGGCAUAUCUGGCAUUUUUAAUGCUUUACACAUAUGUGGUUUUGGUUAAAAUGGAAAGCAUGCCUUCUGUGCAGGAAUGGAUUGUGUUCUCUUUUAUAGUCACCACAGCUGUGGAGAUAACAAGGGAGAUCUUCAUUUCAGAAGCUGGAAAAAGUAGUCAGAAACUUAAAAUGUGGCUCUCCAGUUAUUUCAAUGUUAAUGAGCUACUGGCAAUAUUGACCUUCUUCGUGGGGUUUGGUUUGAGAUUUGGCUCUAUAAGAAGUGCAGAUGAUUCCUCUGAGGACUUAGUGUUUGUCUCUGGAAGAAUAAUAUACUGUCUGAACACUAUAUUUUGGUUUGCAAAGUUGUUGGACAUAUUAAAUGUCAGUCAAGAUGCUGGCCCAUAUGUUUUUAUGAUUGGAAAAAUGAUAACAAGAAUGAUUUUUGUUGUGCUCAUCAUGGGAAUAGUAGUGGUUUCCUAUGGCGUGCCAAAACAGGCAAUCCUUUAUCCUAAUGAAGAACCUUCUUGGUCCCUUGCUAAGGCUGUAGUAUUUCGUCCAUACUGGAUGACUUUUGGUGAAAUGUUUGCAUAUGAAAUAGAUGUUUGUGCCAAUGACACGGUCACUCACGACCUCUGCGUUACUGGAAGUUGGCUGCAUGGCUUUCUGCAAGCUGUUUAUGUGUUCAUGCAGUAUAUUAUUAUGGUCAACCUACUCAUUGCUAUAUUUAAUAAUAUAUACAGUGAGUGUAAGAGAAUGUCUGAUCAUCUGUGGAAGUUUCAGCGCUAUUAUUUUGUCAUGUUAUACCACAAUAAGCCUGUGCUUCCUCCACCUUUUAUUCUUCUCAGUCAUUUGACAGCUGCCAUAAACUGGCUGUGUGGAUGGAAAAAGAAACCAAAAUCUCUGGGACCACAACUUUUCCUGACUGAAGAAGAAUUAAAGAGGCUGCACGAGUUUGAAGAAAAAUGUUUACAGAUCUAUUUUAAAGACAAGAAAGAUGAUAAUGACUCAAAAAGUGAGGAAAAAAUUCGAGUUACAUCAGCAAGAGUGGAAGAUAUGUUUGAGGACAUGCAGGAUGUCAGAGAUCAUGUCAACUCCAUUACAAAUUUACUUCACCAUUUAGAUGAUCACAUUGGGCACCUACAGGAUCUCUCAGGGCUUACAUUGGACUCUGUAAAAACUCUUACUGCACAGAAAGCCAUGGAAUCCAAAAGAAGCCAAAGCAUGAUGUCUAUUGAUUUGAGCCUCUCAAAGCAAACCACUGAUGAUGGACUUGGACAGUCAACCACAUGGAAGAAGAGCAAAAGUAGCCAAAUUUGGAGUCGUUCCUUUUCACAAUCUGGUCUAGAAAAGCAUUUUAAAGCUUCCAGUUCACUGCAAAGGAUCAGGGGGUCAGAUUUUGCUCCAGUAAAAAAUUCUUUGUUUCCCUUAUCUGAUCAUCUUCUGGAAAUCGAGCAUGGAGCUGUCUAUGAUAGUAACAUAGAAUAUGAUGACAAUCACAAAUCUCUAAAAAGCGGGCCUCAUAUAACACAUGAAGUAUCAACCCACAAUUCUUCUCCCCAAACUAAACAAAAGCCCAUUCCAGAUUCAGCAACUGUUCUUUUAAAAAAGAGUCCAGAAGAAGUCAUUCCAAAAUGUCAGGACUUAGUCGGUUCAACACUGCUUGAAAAGACUUUCAAAGAGGAAGGAUUUGUUAAUUGUGCAUUUACAGAUGAUGACAAUAAAGUCAUUUAUGAAAAUGUCACUGGAGAUGGUGGUCAACAUGGUAAAUUAUCUUUUAAACCACAAGCUAAGGUAGCUGAACAGUCACCAUCAGAAGUGUCACCAUAUGGCGACAGCCAUGACGCUGUUGUCAAAAAAUCUAAAGAUGAACAGAGUAACAAUAAUAAACUUACCGGAGUAUUUCAUAAACUAUGGAAACAUUCUAAACACCCAGGAAUCGAGGAUCCUGCUAGAAACAAAACUUUUUCUAAAACUGAGCCAUGCCACAAGGAUGAGGACACUCUCAGAAGAUCACACUCAUGUACAGAAUUAAAGGAAAUACAAACUUCUUUACAGACAUCAAGAAGCGAGUUUGAUUUGGAUAAUAGUUCGAUGUCAUUUGAAGACCUGCAGACGACAGACUCUACAGCAGCAUUACUAAAGGGCCAGUAUAACAGCCGAUACUCUUCAAGCCACAAGUUGAAUAUAUUAAAAGAAGGCUUCACAAAGUUUGGAAGCAAUUUCAAAACAUCCAUGGAUACAUCAUUCUAUUAUUCUGCCAUUGAAAGAAACAACUUAUGUCGACUUUCCCAGAGUAUUCCUUUCACCCCUCUUCCUCCAGUAGGAGAACUAGUCACUGUGUACCGUCUGGAAGAGAGUUCUCCCAGCAUCCUAAAUAAUAGCAUGUCCUCCUGGUCAAACUAUGGUUCCUAUGCUACAAUAGAGGUUCUUAGUAAAGAAGAGAUGGGAGGAGGAUUAAGAAGAGCUGUAAAAGUGGCGUGCACUUGGUCUCAAAAUGAUAUCCUCAAGGCAGGACACCUCUACAUCAUCAAGUCCUUCCUUCCCGAGGUGGUGGAUACAUGGUCCGGCGUUUACAAAUCAGAAACAGUGCUCCAGCUAUGCCUCAGAGAAAUUCAGCAACAGAGAGCUGCUCAGAAACUGCUUCAUGCCUUCAACCAAAUGAAGCCAAAAACGAUUACGUACUCUCCAAGAUUUCUGGAAGUGUUUCUCCUGUACUGUCACUCAGUCAAUGAGUGGUUUACAGUGGAAGAAUACAUGGCAGGAAGGUUUAGGAAAUACAAUAACAACACAGGUAAUGAAAGUGUGCCAUCAAACAAGCUGGAGAAGACUAUGCUGGCCUUCAGCCACUGGACGUAUGAAUAUACCAGAGGGGAAUUUCUGGUCCUGGACUUGCAAGGUGUUGGUGAAAAUCUGACAGAUCCAUCUGUUAUUAAAGCAGGGGAACACAGAUCAGAAGAUAUGAUAUUUGGACCAGCAAACCUGGGAGAUGAUGCCAUUAAAAACUUUUGUAUGAAACAUCAGUGUAAUAGGUGCUGCAGAUAUCUGAAACUUCCUGAAAUGAAGAGAAAUGAGUACAUGAUAGAUGCAGCGUUGCUCCAUGGGAAAUCUCAAGCCUCUAUUGCAAACUGUGGGACAGAAGCUCAAGCCAACAACCUAUCAGUGUCUUGUACUGAGUGAUUUAUCCUGCUGGUUGUAUAACUUUGAUGUUUCUUUCUUGUUUACAGCAUGUUAUAGGUCCUGUUGUCACUAUGAGUAUUGCUGUGUCAUUGUGACAGGCUGCACAUGCACAGAUAUGUUACAUUUAUGUUGUGCCUACUUCCAAUACACUAUAUUGGAGGUUGUUUACAUUGUAUGUAGCACUGAAUGAAUCAUUUCAUUGGGGUCAUGUAGUAAUAUUAACCUCGGCCUCUCGAGAAGGACUAAUACAAAACAGGCAAUAUCAG
Hyla sarda is the source of this 6128-nucleotide messenger RNA. RefSeq names its product transient receptor potential cation channel subfamily M member 7-like. Gene Ontology annotation, biological process: calcium ion transport; monoatomic cation homeostasis; protein phosphorylation. Gene Ontology annotation, molecular function: protein serine/threonine kinase activity; ATP binding; calcium channel activity. Lineage: Eukaryota; Metazoa; Chordata; Amphibia; Anura; Hylidae. The transcript has 40 exons. The record is from RefSeq and is a predicted model, not a curated record. Gene Ontology annotation, cellular component: membrane.